GGAGGAGAGCAAUGGGCGAGCGGGAGGUUGAGUGCACGGGUUGCGGAGAGGAUGCACCGGCAUUGGGCCUGGAGCCUGAGCAGGGAGACGACAUGGCUGAGAGAGAACUCUGGAGCACGCCCGGAGAAGAGGUGACUCCUGAGCCGGAGGUUUCGAGGCCGGAGGGAUUGCGGCGCGCCUCCGGGGACUCGGACGGUGGUAGAAGAAGCGAGGGCUUCAUCUUCUACAGGAACCGGAAGGAAUGGGCUGAUAUUAAGCCUGUUCCACAGGAUGAUGGGCCUCAUCCAGUUGUUCAGAUAGCUUAUUCUGAGAACUUUAAAGAUGUAUAUGACUACUUUAGGGCUGUGCUAAAGCUUGAUGAACGGAGUGAACGGGCACUCAGUCUAACAACAGAUGCAAUAGAGCUCAAUGCUGCAAAUUAUACAGUAUGGCAUUUCCGCAGAAUGGUGUUACAGUCUUUGAAUAAGGAUCUCUAUGAAGAAUUAGCUUAUAUUUCAGAAAUUAUUGAGGACCAACCGAAGAAUUAUCAAGUUUGGUAUCACAGGCAGAAGAUUGUAGAAUGGUUAAAAGACCCCUCACAAGAAUUGGGAUUUAUUUCUGGGAUCCUUGAACAAGACGCAAAAAACUACCAUGCUUGGCAACACAGACAGUGGGUGAUUAAGGAGUUCGGCCUUUGGGACAAUGAACUAGAGUAUGUGGAUCAGCUGCUGGAAGAGGAUGUGCGAAACAACUCGGCGUGGAACCAGCGAUAUUUUGUCAUUUCAAACACCACCGGCUUUGAUAACCCAACAGUGCUUAGUUGUGAAGUCGAAUAUACCCUGAAGUUAAUCAAAAGAGCUCCUCACAAUGAAAGUGCAUGGAAUUACUUGAAGGGAAUUCUGCAGGAUCAGAAUCUCUCCAAGUAUCCCAACCUUUUCGAGCAGGUUUCGCAGUUGAUGGAAAAGCCCAGUUCCCCCUACUUGCUUGCUUUCCUGAUUGACAUGUAUGAAGACCUUCUGGAGAACAACUGUGACGAGAAGGAAGAAACCUUAAGCAGAGCACUGGAGCUUUGUGAGCAACUGGCUAUGAAACAAGAUACAAUACGACGGGAAUACUGGAGGUACUUUGCAAGGUGCUUGAAAACCAAGUACGGUAUGAACCCAAAAGAAGCUACGUCUAUGGGAAAUGAAGACUCUUUACAGGAAUGCUGUAAUAACUAAAGAUUGCAUUAUAUUUUUUAGUAUGCAGGACAAGAUUUAGUGAUAAAUAAUUUUCUGUUAACAUCCAAACAGCUCAUUUAUUUAUGUAAAUAUUUAAAGCCGUAACUUUGUUUGUGUAUAUACUAUAUGAAGCUAAACUAGAAAUACAUCCAAAUGUUCCUUCUUUGCCUUAGAUACCUACUACAAAAAUAUGAUUCAAGUGAAUACUUUGAAACUAAGUCAGUUUUACUCACAUGGGAACAGAAUGGGGAGGUAGGGGUUGAUAUUGGAGUAAAUUUAAAAUAUUACUGUUUUUAAAUUUACCAUCAUUGUGGUAUUAUCGUAUCAAAGUUGCAGUGCCACAUUGUUUAUCUGCUGGUAAUAAAAAAUAACUUUAUGA
Mobula hypostoma (lesser devil ray) is the source of this 1578-nucleotide messenger RNA. It is a transcript of the gene fnta, whose product is annotated as farnesyltransferase, CAAX box, alpha. The transcript is spliced from 9 exons. Gene Ontology annotation, biological process: protein geranylgeranylation; protein farnesylation. NCBI's taxonomy places the organism in Eukaryota, Metazoa, Chordata, Chondrichthyes, Myliobatiformes, Myliobatidae. Gene Ontology annotation, cellular component: cytoplasm; protein farnesyltransferase complex; CAAX-protein geranylgeranyltransferase complex. The coding region runs from base 12 to 1199 and encodes 395 amino acids. Gene Ontology annotation, molecular function: protein farnesyltransferase activity; CAAX-protein geranylgeranyltransferase activity. The record is from RefSeq and is a predicted model, not a curated record.